This is a messenger RNA of Hyla sarda, 1839 nucleotides long. It is a transcript of the gene AURKA, whose product is annotated as aurora kinase A. NCBI's taxonomy places the organism in Eukaryota, Metazoa, Chordata, Amphibia, Anura, Hylidae. The transcript is spliced from 9 exons. The record is from RefSeq and is a predicted model, not a curated record. Gene Ontology annotation, biological process: regulation of cytokinesis; meiotic cell cycle; mitotic centrosome separation. Bases 151 to 1410 code for a protein of 419 amino acids. Gene Ontology annotation, molecular function: ATP binding; protein kinase activity. Gene Ontology annotation, cellular component: spindle microtubule; chromosome passenger complex; spindle midzone.
AGCGUCGAGAGCGGGUUAAAGCGCCUUAAAAGCGGUCGGUUUGAAUCAGUGCGGGGACGAGCGGUUGGUGGAUGUUGUGUGAGCCGAAGGCCUCACGUCUUGUGUCCGGCUCCGUGUGGUGAAGACUGCUGUGUACUGCUAGAGGACACAAUGGAGCAGCGAUCUGCCAAGGAGAACCGCAGUGGGCUUCCUGGCUGUAAUGUGAAGAGCUUUGCCUCUAUGGCUGAUGGACCUAAACGUAUACCAGUUACCCAGCAACAUGCUGUCCAGGCAAAGCAAGCUAGUACUGGGAUAGCCCCACAAAGAGUCUUGUGCUCUUCCAACAUGCCCCAGAGAGUGCUAACUCAAAAACCUGUAGUAUCCAAUCAGAAGCAACAGACUGCACAACUGACCACUCAGAUGCUGCCAAAGCCAACUGCUUCUGUGCCACAUCCAUGCAGACCGCCGGCGGUGAUGGAAAGCAAGGAGCCGGCCCUGACCAGUACAUCAGCAGAUGACUCUGUUUUUCCAGCACCAGUUGUAGAAAAGACUACUGCUGAUCAGAACAAGGCUCCAGCUGGAAUCCUCAAGGAAGAGGGGAAAAAGAAGCAGUGGAGUCUUGAAGACUUUGAAAUUGGGCGUCCUUUAGGAAAAGGAAAGUUUGGCAAUGUGUACUUGGCCCGAGAAAAGCAGAGUAAAUUUAUCCUAGCACUGAAGGUUUUGUUCAAGUCCCAGCUGGAGAAGGCUGGGGUGGAACAUCAAUUGCGCCGGGAGGUGGAAAUUCAGUCUCACCUGAGGCAUCCUAACAUUCUCCGGCUGUAUGGCUACUUUCACGAUGCCACCAGAGUAUACCUCAUCUUGGAUUAUGCCCCCCGUGGGGAGCUCUACAGGGAACUUCAGAGGUGCACAAGAUUUGAUGAUCAGAGAUCUGCUACUUAUAUUAAUGAGCUGGCAGAUGCCCUGCUUUAUUGCCAUUCCAAAAAAGUCAUACACAGGGAUAUAAAGCCUGAGAAUCUUCUUCUGGGGUCCAAUGGUGAACUGAAGAUUGCAGACUUUGGCUGGUCAGUGCAUGCGCCAUCUUCAAGGAGAACCACCUUGUGUGGAACGCUGGACUACUUGCCCCCUGAGAUGAUUGAGGGUCGGAUGCACGAUGAGAAGGUUGACCUGUGGAGUCUUGGUGUCCUGUGCUAUGAGUUUCUGGUUGGGAAACCUCCAUUUGAAGCUGAAACUCACCAAGAAACCUACCGCAGAAUUUCAAAGGUGGAGUACCAGUUCCCUUCCUAUGUCUGUGAGGGCGCCAGAGACCUAAUAGCUAAACUUCUGAAGCACAACCCCAACCAAAGGCUGCCUUUAAAGGAUGUACUUGAACAUCCCUGGAUUGUACAGAACUCCACAAAGAAGGCACAGGGCAACCCAGGCAAGAUGCAGUGAGUCAAGGCUGCUCCAUAUGUUUAGAAGGCUUUUUGCACCCAACAUUCUCCACGCCGUUAAAUCUUGAAAUAUCUGUGCUGUGGUCAGAAUUUCCAAACUUCCCCUGAGGGGAAGUCUGAGAGAAGGGCUGUUGAUAUGAAUACCCUGAGUUACCAAGCUUUUACUUUCUGAGAGCACAGAAGAGCCUGUGGACGAAAUCUCUAUUUUGGGUGGGGAAUGGGAUGACCAGUGCAAUAGUGAUCCAUGAAUGCCGUGAUGUAUUUAUUGAGGCUGCGGACUCAGUCUUCACCUGCUGCUUGAAUCUGUGAAUGGGUCGUCCUGAUCUACUACAUGUAAAUACCUUUUAUAAAAACUCUCGUAAUGUGUCCUGUCUAUUUUACAUGUUGUUGCUAAUAGGCCACUUUUAAAAAAAAAAUUAAAUAAAGAAAA